Molecule: messenger RNA, 1064 nt
Organism: Ceratitis capitata (Mediterranean fruit fly)
Lineage: Eukaryota; Metazoa; Arthropoda; Insecta; Diptera; Tephritidae
Product: SRR1-like protein
Exons: 2
Coding region: 145-972 (275 amino acids)
Biological process (GO): microtubule-based process
Cellular component (GO): cytoplasm; nucleus
Source: RefSeq, a predicted model, not a curated record
AAAAUGAAGAAAAAAGAAAUGACGUGUUUACGAAAAACAUGUGCAGAGAACUGUCAGAUAUGGAAAAUUUAAUUGCCAUUGUUUAUGGAAAUAAUAAGUGAAAUAGUUAGUUAAGUUAAUUUAACUUAAAAUAUUGCACUUAACAUGUCUGAAGAGUUUCGUGCGGUGACACGUAAAAAAUGGAUGGCACGCAGAGCUAUAAAUCCUAGAUUGCGCAAGCUGUCUGAACGCAGUAUUGAAAAGGAUGAAAAAGAAGUGGAUGUUGAUGCUUUUCUAAAACGCUUGGAGCAGUUAUGCACACAAAUGGUAGGCAGUGAUUACUUUCUACAAGCUAUGGAUACAGUGGAGGAAAGUCUGAAUGCGUUGACAGAAAAGGAGCAGUUCACACGCUUACUUUGUUUUGGCAUCGGUCCGUUCACACGCAAUUUUCAAGCCUUGCAUCAACUAGCCUUCAUCAUAUGCACACAACGGCAUUAUUGCAUUAAAGAAGCUAUAUAUUUUGAUCCAGUAUUUCGCGAAAGUGAAAAGCAAGUUCUACAAGGACUCAGCUGCGCGAUAAUGACAGAAAAUUGUGAAGCUAAAUAUGCGGUAGAUGAACGCACACUAUUUUAUCUGCCACAUUGUCCCAAUUGUUUAACUAAUAAUCUGUUAUGGAGCAAUUGGCGACCGCAUCAGAUGAAAAAUUUGGUGCUUAUCAAUAAUAGUUUCGAAAGUCUGUCGCUAAGUAAACCUGAGCGUUGGUUAAGAUUAGAUUCGGGUUAUAUAUUAGAUAUUCUACCAUAUGCAAAAGAGUUUCAAUUGGAGGAUGAUUACGAGACACAUAAUGUUUUUAACGAUUUGUCAGUGCAUGUAUUCCCUUUGACGUCGCUGCCGGCAGAAAAGGAUAGUUUUUGGGCGGAAAAAGAAGCACCAACAUACAAAGAUGUAGAAAUGAUUUCGGCUGAAGAAUUUACCAAACUCAACAUAAAAUAAGAAUCACAAAAGAUAUUUUGUACAACAUAGUAAUAAGUAAUUUAAGUUGGUGAAGUAUAUAACAUUUAAAUAUUUUAUUGAUACACAAGUCU